CAACCGGGCCAGCAGGACGGCCAGAGCAACCUCCAGUUCGAGGAGAACCUCAACGACAUCCCGCAGGCUCUCUACGACGGCGCCAACGGCCCUGCCGCCCCCGGAGCAGGCGGUCCUCAACCCGCCAUCGCCGCCUUCCCCUCGGUCCUCAACGGCGCUCCUCCGACCCCGCAGUUCGCCCCUGCGCCCGGCAUCCCGGUCAACAUGGCGCCGCAGAUGAUGCCCGCGCUCGCGCAGCCCCUCAACCCGGACGGCACCCAGCCGCCGCCCAAGCGGCCGCGCGGCCGGCCCCGCAAGGUGCCCGGCACCGAGAACCGCACGCCUGGCGGCGCCGGUGCGGCGGCGGGAGGUGGUGCGGCGGGCGCGAGCGGCGCAGAUGGGAGCGGGCGCGGCAAGGCCAAGGCGCGUGGGAGGGGAAGGGGCAGGGGCCGUGGGCGUGGGCGCGGCGGCAAGCGUGCGAGGGUCAGCAGCGACGAGGAGGACUAUGGGCCCGACUUGAGCUCGGCCAACAACUCGGAGGCCGAGGGCGACGACGACGGCGACGACAAGAGCGUCGACUUGAACCACGAGGUCGACGACGACUUCGGCAGCAAGCCCAAGCCGACGACCAAGUUCGGCCGCAAGAUCUCCAAGCCCAAGUCGUUCGUGCCGACCAACAAGCCGACGAUCGUGCGCAAGAAGCGCGCUCGCCCCAUCAUCAACCUCGACGCGAACCUCAUGUGCGAGGUCUGCCACCAGGGUCACUCGCCGCCCGAGAACCGCCUCGUCAUCUGCGAGGCGUGCAACAAGGGCUACCACCAGCUGUGCGCCGUCCCGGCCAUCGAGGCGUCCGUCGUCGACUCGACCCUGCCCUGGUUCUGCUCCGACUGCGACGCCAAGAUCGCGGCGACCAAGGCGGCGCUCGACGUCGGCCAGGGCGGCGAGGACGAGUGGACGACGGGCGCCGGCGAGGACAAGGGCGAGGGCAAGGAGGGCGAGAGGGACGACGAGUACGCGGACGAGGUCAAGCGCGAGUGGCUCGAGGGCUUGCCGCUGCGCACGCUCGUUGGGUACAUCCUCAGCAUCGAGAAGACCUUUGCUCCUCAAGUCUUGUCCGCCUCGUCCACCUCGUCCCUCCCCAUCUGGCCCCGCAACCUGCCCGCCACCCUCGAGGAGACCAAGCAGGCCCGCCUGCGCGAGGAAGCCGAGCGCCAAGCGGCCCUCGACCGCCAGGCCGAGGAGCUCGCCGCCGCCAUGGCGGCCGCGAGCGGCGCCGCGACGCCGAGUGUCGCCGGUACGGGCGACGAGGGCGCCGCGAGCCGCGCCGCGAGCGAGGUCGCCGCCGGGCAGCACUUGCCGUUCGGCGUGACGCUGCCUGGGGACGCGCCGGCGCGCACGGCUGCGAGUCGCAGGAAGGAGGUGGGCGACGGCGUCGGGGCCAACGGCGCGCUCGACGCGGCGGCGACGGGCGCGGGCGUGGGCGCGUCGUCGUCGUCGUCGUCGGCGUCGGGCGUCCCGGGUCGGCCGCAGCAGCAGCAGCAGCAGCAGCAGCCGCCGCCGUUCGCGACGUCGUCGUCAACCGCCCAGCAGCAGCAGCAGCAGCAGCAGCGCAACGCGCAGCCGGCCUUCCUCCGCCAGCCGUUCCACACCGUGCCCGCCCUCGGCGACGGUUCGGCCUCGCCGCAGAGCUACGGCUCGGGCAGCGGCGCCGGCGACAUCCCUGUCGGCGGCUCGUCCUCGGCGCCGGCGUCGUCCCAGCAGCAGUCGCAGCAGCAGCAGCAGGCGCAGCAGCAGCAGGCCCAGGCGCAGGCCCAGGCGCAGCAGGCGCGCUACGCGGCGUACAACCCGCAGGCGCAGCUCGGCGCGCUCGGCGGCCUCGGUGGGCUCGGUGGCGUCGGGGCCGGCGCGGGCUACGGCGCGUACGCGGCGUACGGCGCACCGCAGGGGAGCCCGUACGGGCUCUACGGCGCGGGUGCGCAGGGCGGCGCUGGAGGAGCCGGCGGCGCGCAGUGAGCGGGCGUGCGUGUGCCGCCGCUCGGUCGGUCGACGACGGCGAGGCGGCGAAAAGGCGGCGGGGCUCGCUGCGCUCGAAGAGGAGGGGGAGGAGGACGCGAGGCGAUGGAGGAUGGUCUCGACGCUUGUUCCCCUUCUCCUCCUUCUCCCUUUUCUUUCUUCUUGGUCUCCCCUCUCUCUCUCUUCCCUUGUCUUCGCUCUGUUCGCUUUGUAGUCCCCUUCCCCUUCUCGCUUGGUAGGAACCUCCCGAGUCGUCCACGGACGGCGUCGGACGCGCUUGAAACUGACCCUGCACGACUAG
Messenger RNA from Rhodotorula graminis WP1, 2293 nucleotides. RefSeq lists its product as uncharacterized. The annotation marks the transcript as partial. The record is from RefSeq and is a predicted model, not a curated record. The transcript is spliced from 7 exons. Lineage: Eukaryota; Fungi; Basidiomycota; Microbotryomycetes; Sporidiobolales; Sporidiobolaceae.